Molecule: messenger RNA, 4839 nt
Organism: Colius striatus (speckled mousebird)
Lineage: Eukaryota; Metazoa; Chordata; Aves; Coliiformes; Coliidae
Gene: AFAP1L2
Product: actin filament associated protein 1 like 2
Exons: 19
Coding region: 114-2609 (831 amino acids)
Biological process (GO): regulation of mitotic cell cycle; positive regulation of epidermal growth factor receptor signaling pathway; positive regulation of interleukin-8 production
Cellular component (GO): cytosol
Molecular function (GO): SH3 domain binding; SH2 domain binding
Source: RefSeq, a predicted model, not a curated record
AUCCGGCCCCGCCGGAAUAAGAGGCUACCGGAGGGCGGCGGAGCGGAGCGGAGCCGCGUACUGAAGUCCCGCGGAGCCUGGCGGGUUCUGCGCUCUCCCGCCUUGUCACCCCCAUGGAUAAAUACAGAGCUCUCGAGCAGCUGCUCACAGAACUCGAGGAUUUUCUGAGGAUCCUGGACAAGGAGAACUUGAGCAGCACUGCAGUUGUGAAGAAGAGCUUCCUCUCCGACCUUCUGCGGCUCUACACCAAGUCCAGUGGUGGCGAUGAGGAAUAUAUUUAUAUGAACAAAGUGACCAUCCAUAAACAGCAGAGUGACCAGGAGAAACAAGACAAAGCACUGGAUCGGAGAAACUCCUUGACCAAUGGAGACUCUGGACUGCACUCGUCCCCUCCUCAGAAGAGCCUGCCAGACCUCCCCCCUCCAAAGAUUCCUGAAACAAAACAACCUCCAGUGCCCAAGAUCGAGUCCCCAGAGGGGUAUUAUGAAGAGGCCGAGCCCUAUGAUGUCUCUGUGAAUGAAGAUGGUGAAGCUGUUAGCAGUUCCUAUGAAUCUUAUGAUGAAGAAGAGAGCAGCAAAGGCAAGUCAGCAACCCAUCAGUGGCCAUCCACGGAGGCCACCAUCGAGCUGAUGAAGGAUGCCCGCAUCUGUGCCUUCCUCUGGAGGAAGAAGUGGCUGGGACAGUGGGCAAAGCAGCUGUGUGUUAUCAAGGACACCAGAUUGCUGUGCUACAAGAGCUCCAAAGACCACAACCCUCAGCUCGAUGUGAACUUGCUGGGCUGCACUGUCAUUCACAAGGAAAAGCAAGUGAGGAAGAAGGAGCACAAGCUGAAGAUCAUCCCCAUGAACGCCGAUGUCAUCGUGCUGGGGCUGCAGAGCAAAGACCAGGCAGAGCAGUGGCUCAGGGUGAUCCAGGAGACCAGCGGUCUGCUCUGUGAAGGAGGCGGCGAGGGGAACCAGUACAUCCCAGACUCACAGCGUCUCACUUACCCAAAGGUGGAGGUAUGUGAGAGGUACUCUGCAGCCUCUGAGAGCGGGAGCAGCACGGACGGGCCCCCGGAGCCAGCCGAGGCAAAAGAUGUUAAGAAGAAGGGCACAACUGGCCUGAAACUGAGCAACUUGAUGAACCUCGGGAGAAAGAAAUCCAGCUCCUUGGAUAGCCCAGAGAGAUCCCUGGAGACUUCAAGUUACCUGAAUGUGCUAGUGAACAGCCAGUGGAAGUCCCGUUGGUGUCAGAUAAAAGAUGGUCACCUCCAUUUCUACCAGGACAAGAACCGAAGCAAACUGGCUCAGCAGCCCCUGAGCCUGGCAGGUUGUGAAGUUAUCCCAGAGCCAAGCCCGGAUCAUCUCUACUCCUUCCGCAUCCUGCACAACGGGGAAGAACGUGUCAUUCUGGAGGCAAAGUCCUCGGAGGAAAUGGGCCACUGGCUGGGCCUCCUCUUGUCGGAGUCAGGUUCAAAAACGGACCCAGAGGAGUUCACCUACGACUACGUGGAUGCUGACCGGGUUUCCUGCAUCGUCAGCGCCGCAAAGAACUCCUUCUUCUUGAUGCAGAGGAAGUACUCGGAGCCCAACGCCUACAUCGACAACCUGCCCAAGGGCCGGGUGCCCCAGGAGGAGCUGUACGACGACGUGGAUCUGCCCGAGCUGCCAGCGGAAGAAGUACCCAAGAAUGAGGGCAAAUUCGAGGGGGAACAAGACAGAGUGUACCUGGAUCUCACCCCAGUAAAGUCCUUCCUACACUGUGCUGGCAAGAAGUCAUGCCAGCCUUCACCCCUCAGCUCACCAUCUUUAGAAAGGGCUGCCAACAGAGCUGCAGCAGAGAGCACAGCUGAGACAGCCCCCGGGGCCAAGGAAGCUGAGCCCUGCACCAAGGUGGUGGAGACCUCAGAGCAGAAACCCCCUGAGAAGCCAGAGCCCGAGGAGGCUGUGCCCCGGAUGCCUGCUGUCAAAAUCCAGGCACAGCAGCAGAACAUCGCCUUCCCCCAGCCAGCCCCCGAGCUGCCAGCGGGCACAGCCACGGCGGGCACAGCCACGGCGGGCACAGCCACGGCGGGCAGUCCCCAGCUGGGGCCUGCACACCGGCCCAAGAUGCCACUGCCAGCAGCAGCUGUGGAAACCAAGCUGGGCAAGAACAGGACAGAGGCAGAAGUGAAGCGGUUUACAGAGGAGAAGGAGCGGCUGGAGAAGGAGAAGGAUGAAAUCCGGGCCCAGCUGACCCAGCUGCGCAAGGAGAAGCGGGAGCUGAAGGAGAUGCUCGGGAGCAGCACAGACAAGAGCCUGGAGCAGAGACUGAAGGAGAUAGAAGAAGAAUGCAAAAGGAAGGAGAGUCGGAGGGUAGACCUGGAGCUGAGUCUGGUGGAGGUGAAGGAGAACCUGAAGAAGGCAGAGUCCGGCCCCGUGACGCUGGGCACUGCCGUGGACACCACACACCUGGAGAACACGGCCCCUCGGAUUCAGGCAAAAAGUGCCAGUCCAGCAGCCAGCACUGAGAACUCGCCAGUCAACUCAGCCACGGCUUUAAAAAACCGACCUCUGUCCGUCAUGGUGACAGGGAAGGGAACAGUCCUACAGAAAGCAAAGGAAUGGGAGAAGAAGGGAGCAAGUUAGAACCACAUCUUUCCAGAGAUGGACUAAAGCCUGGAAUGGCCCACGUAGAGCCAAGGGGAUUCAGUCAUCUGUAGGUGGAGGUUGGGUGUGCAGCACAACCACCCCCCAGCGCCGCCUCCACGUCACGCCCAGCGCUGGGCCCCGGAGCGGCGGGGGAGGCACCGUGGCAACACGAGUUACCCCACAUCACCUUCCUCCUUCCAGACAAGUCCCAAUCGUGUAGCUAGAACAAUAACAACCAGUGGCAUCAAAUUCCUAACCCAGCUGAUGUAAACAAGAGUGUUACUGUACAUAGGGGUGGUUUGUGUCUUUCUGCUCUGGAGGUUUCUCAGUGAGUCCUUAUGGUUUCUGUAUUAGUGACAGUGGUGGGUUCAGAAGGGGCCUUGCUAUCCUUUAUACCCCAGUGGUUUUCAAAUCUGUCAUGGCAAACUGCAGCCAGCUAAAGUCUCACCUGUCUUGCUGCCAGUCAUCAUUCAGCUGUGUUUCAUCCAGCCUUCAGUCAAGGCUCGGCAACGCUCAAGACAUGAAUGGGAAGCACCCAGCAACCUGGACAGAGGAUUGUUCAUCGGUGAGUCCUGAUGCAUCCCAGCACGUUCUUCCUCCUGUGACAGAACACAGAGGAAGAUCCCUGGUGAGCUCUGCUACAGACUGGUGGCACCAAGAGCUCUAGGCAAAGAUCUGCCAAGCAGAUUCAGUUAAUUUUCUUGAAGAUCUUGGUCUACUGCACCUGACGAGUUUGUUCUGGGAAGAAAAAAAAUAAAUCACAUUUGAAGGUUUGUUAAUAACUUACCAAAGGCCCAAGGGCUGCUCAGCUGUGGGAUGGGGAAGCUGGAGCCCAACGUAUCCUUCAGGGCUUGCCCUUUCCUGGGGAGUUAGAGGGAAGGCCAUCCCUGUGCUCCUUGGCUGAGAGCACAUUGCUGAUGCUCUCUGGUUCUCACAAAGCCACAGCUGUACAAUCUGCUGCAGCCAUCUCCAUGCAAAAAGAGCCCCUCCACAGAGGUGGGGCUGAGCAACCCAAGCUGCUCUCCUCCAAGCCUGACAGGUGAGGCUGCCCUGGCCCAUGGCUGGUGGGAUGCUGCCCAUCUUGCUCCUGUCACCCUUCUUUCUCGAGCCUUUGGGCCCUGGCAGUGUGCCCCACAGAGCCCACACCUCUCUGCCCUAGCCCAGGCUGCUCAGGAAAGAUGUUGGAGAGGUGGGACUGCUAAACUGAGAGACACUGAGAUUUGAAGCAGGUAGGGGGAUGUCAGAAAUCCAUGCACCCUCUCCUCCCUGUAACCUGCUGUCAUCUCAGGGCCUGGAGCCACCUCUGCCUGUCUCCUGGGAUGGUCCUUCAGCCCUAGAGCCCAGGCUCAGUAACUGGCUUGGCGGUGCCACUACUGUAGCUGUUUUCCAACCCUGCAAAGCUAAAGCAGUACCAGUACCCUGCCUGGGUUGUUCCUGGGCUCCAGCUCAUGGAUGAGCAGAUGGGGUCAAGACACAGAGGCAAAAUCUACCUUCCUAACUCCUGAAAACCUUUGAUAGGCCUGAGACCACCUCUAAAGGGAUGCUCCUUCACACAGAGGCCCAACAGGCGGGGUGGGUGUGCAGGGCUGUGACACCUGGAGCUGGUGGUGGCGCUGGGGAGAGUGAGGAUGUGCUAAGGAGGAGCCCUGGCCUUGUCUGCCACCACCCUGGAGCCACAGUGCAACAAAGCACUUGGUCAGGGUAGCGUGGAGGCAAGAAAUGGGGCCUCAUUCCCUUGGAAGCCUCUGCUGCGGCGCAGAUGGAGGAACUGCUGCUCCCAGGCCUCAGGAGGAGUACAGCAGCCCCAGCUGCCAGGCCUGUCCCAGGGCAAGGUCUGCACCCUCUCCAAGCUUUUGUUUUGACCCAUGCUGAGCCGGCAGGAGACCUUCUCUACACCCAAAAUGUAUGUUUAAGUACUAUGCCCUCACCCUCCACCCUGCUGCCAUCCUCCAGAAGUUGUUCAGACCUUUCCCAGGGGUCCUGAGACAGCGAUGGAGGAGAGCAGCCCUGCUCUCCCCACCACAGCCUGGCAGUGGGGCCGUGGGAUAUCUCCAUCAGGGGAUGGUAAAUGGAGGCAAAGCCUGAGCAACACACAGCCCCCAAGACAAGAAACCUUGAACAACGUCUCUGUGUCCCCGUUGUUUUCCUAACUCAAAGCAUUUCCUUGUUGUAACUGUGACCUAUAAAGUGGCGCUUUAGAGGGUUUUAUAAUAAAACAUUGAGUAUA